AUGUCCAACCAAACCCAACCAGAGGAGCCCAUCUCCAUCCCCGACAACCUGGAUGGCGUCGCCUACUUGUACGGCCACCCGCUGUUGAACUCCCUGUCGCCCCCUCUGCACAAGACUGUGUACGGUGCUCUGGGUCUGAACUGGCUUCAGAUUCCCCUGUCCAGCGUGUACGGCACAUCCGAGACCUACCCUCCCCCUUACACCAAGUCGCCCGCCAUCGAGACAUUCAUUGCCUCUAUCCGCUCCAACCCCAAGUUCGUCGGAUCCUCCGUGACAAUGCCUCACAAGGUCGCCAUCAUGCCUCACCUGGAUGAUCUGACCGAGCACGCCCGGCAGGCCGGUGCCUGCAACACUAUCUUCCUGCGCGACGACCCCGUCACCGGCAAGCGCCAGCUCGUCGGAACCAACACUGACUGUGACGGUAUCCGCGAGGCCCUCGUCAAGAACUCGCCCAACCCCGAGCGCUUCCGCGGCCGGCCCGCCCUCAUCAUCGGUGGUGGUGGUACCGCCCGCACUGCUGUCUACGUCAUGCGCCGCUGGCUCGGCUCCAGCAAGAUCUACAUCGUUAACCGUGACGCCGCUGAGGUCGCUGCUAUCCUCGAGGAGGACCGCCAGCGUAACCCUGAGGCUCUCGCCACCGCUCCUCUGAUCCACGUUACUGAUCCCGCGGAGGCCGCUCGCCUCGAGGCCCCCGCCGCUAUCGUCUCCGGUAUCCCCAACUACCCUCCCAAGACCGCCGAGGAGCUGAACGCUCGUGCUGUUAUCCAGGCUUUCCUCGGUGACAAGACUACUGCCGAUAAGCAGGAGGGUGUCAUCCUUGAGAUGUGCUACCACCCCGUCCCCUGGACUGAGAUCGCCCAGCUUGCCUCUGACGGUGGCUGGAAGGUCAUCAUCGGUUCCGAGGCACUGAUCUGGCAGGGUCUGGAACAGGCGCACCUCUGGACUGGCAAGGAUAUUGCUCAUACUCCUGAGAUCGUCCAGAAGGUCAGGGACCUUGUUGAUGCUACCCUGGCUGAGCGGGCUGCUGAGCGGGCUGCGGCUGCCAAAUAG
Molecule: messenger RNA, 1050 nt
Organism: Penicillium odoratum
Lineage: Eukaryota; Fungi; Ascomycota; Eurotiomycetes; Eurotiales; Aspergillaceae
Product: shikimate dehydrogenase family protein
Exons: 1
Coding region: 1-1050 (349 amino acids)
Biological process (GO): chorismate biosynthetic process; shikimate metabolic process
Molecular function (GO): shikimate 3-dehydrogenase (NADP+) activity
Source: RefSeq, a predicted model, not a curated record